Lecanosticta acicola is the source of this 546-nucleotide messenger RNA. NCBI's taxonomy places the organism in Eukaryota, Fungi, Ascomycota, Dothideomycetes, Mycosphaerellales, Mycosphaerellaceae. The record is from the annotation of a GenBank genome assembly.
AUGACGUCCACCGUUCGGGAGGCUUUCGAGACCAAGAUCAUCAACAGCCUCAAUAGGGACUGCGCAAGACGCCAGCGUGGCAUCUUCCUCAAAGUACCACAGCCGAAUCCUACUGGUCACGCUGCCUUCGUUCAGUUCGAGUGGACGCCAGAUCAAGCAUCGACGUAUCUCGAGCGCGGCCUUCUGCCGCAUACGCUGUUCACGAUUGAUCCAGAGAGUACCAUGAUUCCCCUCUGGAUAUUUGCAGCGGAUGGAUCAAUUGGGCCUCGUUCUCUACCAGAACUGGCACUUUCAAGAUUACCGGACUUUCGAAACCAGCCCGCUCUAUGUAUUAUUGACAUGGGAUGUGAUAAGAUCCAUGGCCAACAGGUUGCACUGAUCCCCACGGAAUACUUGCAACCGGUGCAAACUUCGAGAAGGUCUCUGCAGUACAUUCUUUUGGAUGGCCACACAAUGGAACAAUUUACUACGAGGGCUGAAUUUGAGAGCCUGGCAGAUCUCGAGGCACGAAUCCUUAAAGACGAGCUCGACACACCAGGAGAAUGA